Moneuplotes crassus is the source of this 1516-nucleotide messenger RNA. The record is from the annotation of a GenBank genome assembly. NCBI's taxonomy places the organism in Eukaryota, Ciliophora, Spirotrichea, Euplotida, Euplotidae.
UCUUUAAAAUGGAGGGCAUGGCGAAAUUUUAUGCAUCUAGGCCAUCAAGGAAGCCUCAGAUGCGUAAAAAGAUCAGGUUUAACUUCAGACCAAACAAUUAUUCAGGCAAGAAGCGGAAAGUUGGCCAUGAGCUGCCCAAAAAGCUUGUUAAGAAGACCUUAAAAAAACAAAUGAUACAAGAGGAAGCAUCUGCGAAAGAUGUACCAAUGGUACCGGAAGAUCUAAUCACCAUGAAAGAUGUGUAUUCAGAGCAUAAAUAUUUCUUUGAUUCUCUUUUAAGAGAAGAUCUGCACAGAAGAAUUCUUAAAAGCUCUAAGUUCCAGUACGGCAAUUUUGAUAAAUUCUAUUCACUCAAUCGUAAAGAUAUGGCAAAUGUAAGGAGCAGAUUACAGGUCCUAUCACAAGAAUGGUUUUGAGACAAGAAGAUACUGGAUAUUGGCUGAAAUGAUGGAACCUUUACUCUGGCUCUCACUCUAGAUUAUGCCCCAAAACUAGUAAUUGGAGUUGAUAUAGAUAACAAGUUGGUAUCCAGGGCUAUUCGGAAUACUCAUAAAAUGACAAAUGACCUCAUAACAAAAUCUAUCAUUGAUAACUUUGAGACUACCUGAGAUUUCAGUGGGACAAAUAAAGACAGCCAAGAAACUAACGAGGAAGAGAAGAAAGAAGAAAGCACAGAAGAAAAACCAGAAAAUCCGAUAGAGACAAAAGAUCAAGCGGAGAAAGAUAAAGGGGAAAUUGUGGAAGAAGCAAAGGAAAAAUAUGAUGACAGAUUAGAGAGCAAAGCUCAGUCAGAAAUAGAUAAAUCAGAUAGUAAAUCUAUACCAACUGAUAAAUCUAAGAUAGCAAGUGACUUAGAUGAAAAGCUUUCUCCUAAGGAAUUUGAAGGAAAGGAUCAAAAUUCAUCAAAAUCCGAAAUUUCUCCUCAAAAUAUGACACUUCAAAAAGAUGCCAAAAAAGAGGGAAUCAGUCAAGAGGAAAUUCUCACAAAUAUAAAGAAUCUGCCAAAGUGAUUGAGGAUUUCUUUAUCAGUCCCUAGUGUGGUAAAGUCUAUUAGUACCAGAGAAGCUCUAACAAGCAGAAUUACAAAGGAGACUAAGGAUUUCCUCUACAAAAGGCUGUUCUUUAGAUGUGAAAAUUUUAUUGCAAACCUCGAGCCAACUUCUGAGAAAUUUGAUGUAAUUUUAUGCCUCAAAACAUCAAAAUGGAUCCACCUUAACUUUGGAGAUGCUGGAUUAAAAGCCUUAUUCCAUAAAGUAUUCGAGAGCUUAGCUGCUGGAGGACUGUUCAUCUACGACCCUUCCACUUGGAAGGGAUACAGAAAGAGAAAAUCUAUGGGAGAGAACUUAAAGGCAAACUUUGAGUCAAUCGACUUCAAACCUGAUGAAUUUGAUGAGUACCUAACGCAGAAAGUAGGGUUUAUCUUUAAGAAAGCUCUGAAAUCAAGUUCAAAGGAGUAUCAUCGUCCCCUCCUUGUAUAUGCUAAACCUGAAUAAUUUCAACAAAAUGAUAAUUUUGA